Diaporthe batatas is the source of this 1500-nucleotide messenger RNA. RefSeq lists its product as uncharacterized. Gene Ontology annotation, molecular function: oxidoreductase activity. The transcript is spliced from 5 exons. The coding region runs from base 1 to 1500 and encodes 499 amino acids. The record is from RefSeq and is a predicted model, not a curated record. NCBI's taxonomy places the organism in Eukaryota, Fungi, Ascomycota, Sordariomycetes, Diaporthales, Diaporthaceae.
AUGUUGUUGUCCUCGCAAGCCUUGUCCAAUCAGUCUAUCACGGACUUCCUCAUCGUGGAGUAUCAGAGUGAGAUUGGCGGACGAGUCCACCACGCCGAUUUUGGAAAGGGUGCAGACGGCAACCCACUUCUGGUUGAAUACGGUGCGAACUGGAUUCAAGGCCUGGGCACUGAAGACGGCCCAGAGAACCCAAUCUGGACAUUGGAGAAGAAAUGGAACAUUUCGAGUCGAGAGUCCAACUUCUCUCGGAUCCUCACGUACAAUCAGUCUGGUCUGUCAGACUUCGAAUCCGAGAUAGAGGAGUAUGAGAAUGCCUUCUUCCGCAUGACACAGGAAGCUGGCGAGCUUCUCACAGACAAUAUCCAGGACAAGACAAUCCGUGAGGGCCUUGUGCAUGUCGGCUGGCAGCCAGACCAGCGCGACGACCCAGCCGCAGCUGACGCCGUCGAGUGGUGGCUCUACGAUGGCGAGCAGGCAUACACGCCCGAGGAGACGAGCCUCGUAUUCAACUCGGCGGUGAACAAUUUCACUUUCCUACAGUACAGUGGCAAGAACAACUUCGUGAUUGAUCAACGCGGUCACAACACCUGGAUCAAGGGUGAAGCAUCAACAUUCCUAGAUGAAGACGAUCCACGUCUUCUCUUGAACACCAUAGUCAACAAAAUUGAGUAUUCAGACGAGGGCGUAGAAGUCACCAUGGAGGACGGAUCUUGUAUCUCUGCCGACUACGCCGUCUGCACUUUCAGCCUUGGUGUUUUACAGCAUGAAUCAGCGGUAGAGUUUGAUCCUCUGCUGCCAGAUUGGAAGAAGACGUCCAUUGACAUGUUUAACAUUGGCACAUACACGAAGAUAUUCAUGCAGUUCUCGGAGAGAUUCUGGCCUGACGACACUGAGUUCUUUCUCUACGCUGACCCAGUCCAACGAGGCUGGUACCCCAUCUGGCAAUCCCUCGACCUCGAGGGCUUCUUCCCGGGCUCCCACGUCCUCUUCACCACCGUCACGGAGCGCGAGUCAAAGCGGGUGGAACGCAUGACCGACGACCAGACACUCGCCGAGACGAUGGACGUACUGCGCGCCAUGUUCCCAAACGCCACGGUGCCCGAGCCGACCGCCUUUGCCUACCCGAGAUGGGGUACCGUCCCCUGGUCAUACGGCUCCUUCUCGUGCUGGCCCGCGGGCACCACGCUCGAGAUGCACGAGAACCUCCGCGCCAACGUCGGCAGGCUGUGGUUCGCGGGCGAGCACACCAGCUCCACUUACUUUGGGUACAUGCAGGGGGCGUGGUUCGAGGGCCGUGAUGCUGGUGAGAGGAUUGCAGGGCUGAUUCACGGCGGGUGUAUCGGUGAUGCGCCUACGGGCGGUGCUUCGAGGGGUGGGGGGGAUUGUGGUGAGAGGGUCUGGUAUCAGAAGUUGCAUGGAACUACUGAGUUGGACGAGUAUAAUGUCCAGAACGGGUGGGAUGGGACGAGCUUCCAGACAAAUGGGCUAGAUGAGGAGUGA